UGCCACCUGUCAGUGUCCAUCAGUGCCUUAUGUCAGUGCUCAUCAGUGCCUCGUGCCAGUGCCCAUCAGUGCCACAUAUCACUGCCUUUCAGUGUCACCCAUCAGUGCCAGUCAGUGCCACCUAUCAAUGCUAAUCAGUGCUACCUAUCAGUGCUGCCAAUCAGUGCCACUUAUCAUCAGUGCUGCCUAUCAGUGUGCAUCGGUGCCGCCUAUCAGUGCCUGUCAGUGCCACCUAACAGUGCCAGUCAGUGCCGCCUAUCAGUGCCAGUCAGUGCCACCUAUCAGUGCCAGUCAGUGCCGCCUAUC
Staurois parvus is the source of this 306-nucleotide messenger RNA. Lineage: Eukaryota; Metazoa; Chordata; Amphibia; Anura; Ranidae. The record is from the annotation of a GenBank genome assembly.